CCUUAGGUCUCGGUACAGCCACUUAGAGAAGAUGACAGAUUUGGUGGCUGUUUGGGAAGUAGCUUUAAGUGAUGGUGUUCAUAAGAUUGAAUUUGAACAUGGGACCACUUCAGGAAAACGUGUUGUCUAUGUUGAUGGAAAGGAAGAAAUAAGAAGAGAAUGGAUGUUUAAAUUAGUGGGUAAAGAAACAUUCACUGUUGGAGCUACUAAAACUAAAGCUGCUAUUAACAUUGAUGCAGUCAGUGGCUUUGCAUAUGAAUAUACUUUGGAGAUCAAUGGAAAGAGUCUCAAGCAGUAUAUAGAGAACAGGUUAAAAACAACCAAUACUUGGAUAUUGAACUUGGGAGGUACAGACUAUAGAAUUGUUCUAGAAAAGGACACAAUGGAUGUGUGGUGCAACGGUCAAAAAAUGGAAACAGCGGGUGAAUUUGUGGAAGAUGGGACUGAAACUCACUUCACUGUUGCUGAUCACAGCUGUUGCAUUAAGGCUGUCAGUAGUGGGAAACGAAAGGAAGGAAUUAUUCAUACCCUUAUUGUGGACAACAGAGAAAUUCCAGAGGCUGUGGAAUAGCCUCUGGUUAACUGAUUAUGGUAGGACUAAGAUCAGGAAUUGUCAAUUACUGUGGUAAUUAUUUUAAAAUGUGCUAUUUGGUACAUCUAGUUUGUGCUGGGUUGUUUUCUAGUUUCUGUACAUGAAAUUAUUCUUUUUGAGGACCAGAUGAAAAUAGUUAUGUACAACCUCUUACAUUACCAGCUUUUUAAAAAGCUGUAUAUAUCUAGAAUAUAUAGCAUAUUACUAUGUGUGGAGAACACUGGUGAAAUAGAAAUUAUACAUCAGGAAAAAAAUCAUGCUAUAAUAAAAUGAAAGAUAAACAUUCAGUAACACUGAAUCCUUAACUGCAGGUGUCUGUGGAGGGAAGAGAAAGCCUGUACUGGGCACAAGAGUAAGAUGUUAAAAGCUUUUCUCUAUAAUUAUUUUUCCUAUUAAACUGACUACAGACCUUUUCACAUGCUGUUAAGGGGGGUGACAAAGUUAAUGAAAAGAUUAAUAAUGAAAUACAUAGUUACCAAUAUUUGUGUUACAGAAUUAAAUUAAUACUGAGUUAUGAAAGCUGUUCUUUAUUCCCACUAGGAGCAAGAUGUUACAUUGUGCCAAAAAUAACAUUCCUUUAGGUGUUCUGAAAACUGAUGCUGUAGUUCAGAAACUGUUUACUGAGAUUUUUCUAAAAAGAAAAGAGAAAGAAAAAAAAAUUCCUGCCAUGAAACCCCUUUAAAAAUGGCAUCUCUUAAAGCAUGCUGACAUAAGAACUUCCCUUUGUUCAGUACUAACAAAUCUUAAACCUACAAUUCUGUGUUUUCAUGGCAGUAAUGUGUGAAUCAAGAGAUAUGAGGAAAAAGGGGACAGAAAUGGAAAACAAUUGAUUAAUGGAAUAGUUAAAAUAGGAAUAGACAUUCUGUUUUCAGAAUUGAUGCAUAAUUUCUAAGAGCAACCUUUGGAUUUCUUGAGAACGAAACUUGUGUUAGAGAAUCACACUACAAAACUACUCUUUGCAAGAGCAAGCAUAACUAAUCUAAAAAAUAAUUUUAAAAAUCUCAAAAUAUGAAUAUAUUUAUCUAGAAGUUUCUUUUGUAAUGGUUAAAAAAAUUUCCACUUGUAACCUAAGAUUUAAAAAGUUUUAUAACUUAAUUUCUUUUGGACUUGUGAGUGGUUCCUAGCAUUCCAACUACUAGCUCAAGAGUUGCAGGUACAGUACAAGCAUCCUGGGAAUCCAUUAAAAAUUAUUUUGAAAAGUUGUAUUAAAUGCUAAUUUCAUCUGUGUUUUGGAGAUCAGACUGCUCCCCAUCAGCAGUCUUUACUAGAGCACAUUUCCACAUACCCAAGUGCUGGACUGAAUCCCCUUUUACACUGGAAUUACUGUAACAGCUCUUGGGCUUUUCUGUGUAUUUGCUUCCAGUCACUGCAGAAGCAAUGUGGGGAUACCUGGCUACAAGGCUGACAAUGUAAUCUUUAAAAGAUGCUGGUAAAGGUAGAUUAAUUGAAAAAUAAUUUCAAGCUGUAGCUUGAACCAUUU
This is a messenger RNA of Cinclus cinclus, 2072 nucleotides long. It is a transcript of the gene FAIM, whose product is annotated as Fas apoptotic inhibitory molecule. The record is from RefSeq and is a predicted model, not a curated record. The transcript is spliced from 4 exons. The coding region runs from base 32 to 571 and encodes 179 amino acids. Gene Ontology annotation, biological process: negative regulation of extrinsic apoptotic signaling pathway via death domain receptors; canonical NF-kappaB signal transduction; positive regulation of neurogenesis. NCBI's taxonomy places the organism in Eukaryota, Metazoa, Chordata, Aves, Passeriformes, Cinclidae.